Molecule: messenger RNA, 867 nt
Organism: Lachancea fermentati
Lineage: Eukaryota; Fungi; Ascomycota; Saccharomycetes; Saccharomycetales; Saccharomycetaceae
Source: the annotation of a GenBank genome assembly
AUGGAAACUUUGCUCAAGCCCCUCUCUUCUUCACCGAAUAAGAGCAGUCGUCUCUCGCUGCCGGCACAAACAACUGACGGAUCCGAUCUUUCAGUUUCUUAUAAAACAAAUUCAGAAGAUGGAGUAUUGCCGGCUCAUAGAUUACCAACUCCGUUCGCUCGCACCUUAACAGAGGUUCCAAGCUAUGAAAAAACAAAGAAAACAAACAAGGUUGCAGAUUAUCAACUAAAAAUUGUUGUAGUAGGCGAUGGAGCGGUGGGAAAAACGUGUUUACUGAUUUCUUACACGCAAGGGAAAUUUCCCACCGAUUACGUCCCCACCAUAUUUGAAAAUUACGUUACGAAAGUUCAAGGACCGAACAAUAAGAUCAUUGAAUUGGGUCUAUGGGAUACUGCUGGCCAGGAGGAAUAUAACAGAUUACGACCCCUCUCGUAUACGGACGUCGAUUUGCUAAUGAUUUGCUACUCCGCUGAUAGCAAGACAUCAUUAUACAAUGUUGAGGAGUUGUGGUUCCCUGAAGUUAAACACUUUUGUCCUGACACUCCAAUUAUGAUAGUCGGUUUAAAGAAUGAUCUGUAUGCUAUUGAUAACUUGGAAAAACUAGUUGAUCCUAAGGACGCAGAGCUGCUGGCCAAGAAACUUGGGGCUUUUGCUCAUUUUCAAUGCUCUGCCAAAACUAGAAAUAAUGUCGAUGAGUUAUUCGGUGUAGCUUUGACAACCCUAUUGCGUGAUACCCUCCAAAACGAGAAGGUUGUACCGUUCACUCAGAAAGUUUUUGGAUCUAAGAAACCCAGUUUACUCACAUUAACUUCUAAACAGAGUAAGCCGAAGCCCAAAAAAGCUAGACGUUUCUGUACUGUACUUUAA